GCGCUACUGAGCAGACUCAAUCUAGUUAGCCAUGGCGGCGACAGGAGGAGGGAAAAUCAGAUCAAGAAGAUAUCAUAUCGCUUCAAAACCAUACGCCAAAGGCAAACAGCAACAGCCUGGUCUCAUCAGUCGAGUGACGGAUACAGUGAAGAGCAUAGUCCCCUCCUGGCUGCAGAAAUACUUCAGAAAUGGUGAAGUCGCUGAGGGUGAAACCACUCCAGUUGGUCUGGAACGAAACAACGUGGCUCCUCCCCCAAAUGGCAAUGAAGACACCACCCCGCUCCCAGAUGGACGAGACUCUCCAGAGCCAAGCACAAGUCACAUGGAACCAUCUACAAGCAGAGCAUCACUGAAUUUCCAGGAUGCUCUUUCAAGACCUCCAAUAAAUCGAACCCACCUACACUUUGCCUCUCUGGAUGGCUCUCCUGCAUUAGGGGCUGGCACCAACUCCCUCUUCUCCCAGCCCUCCACAUCUACAGCACACUUCUCGGCCAGCCCUUUCGCUCUCAGCUCCAACUUCUCCCUUGUGAAAGAGAUAAAGGAUUCAAGCUCUCAACAUGAGGAUGAUAACAUCUCGACCACCAGUGGUUUUUCGUCACGAGCAUCUGAUAAAGAUGUGCCUACAUCAAAGGCUGUGCCGCUACUCUGGUCUCCGGAGACUGAGCGGACUCAGUCUGGAUCGCAUCCAUCGCACUCUGGAGUCAAGAAACCAGCGUUCAACCUGUCUGUCUUUGGCACUACCUCAUCAUCAGUGUUGAACAGUUCAGUACUGAACUCUAGUCAGUUGGGGAACUCACCCUUUUACCCGGGAAAAACCACAUAUGGAGGAGCUGCUGCCAUAAGAUCAGCUCGUUCACGCCCUGCUACUCCUUACCAGCCUCCGGUCAGGAGACAGAUAAAGGCAAAGCCAGCUGGGACUCAACUGUGUGGAGUGACCAGUGCAACAGCCAGACGCAUCCUGCAGUCUUUGGAGCGCAUGUCUAGCCCGCUUGCCGAUGCAAAAAGAAUUCCAUCUACAAUUUCAUCACCUUUGUCAGCAUCAUUGAAUCACACAGACCUUGACAUUUCAAAUUUCCAAGCAAAGAGAAAAAGGCUGGAACCUUCAGUCCCACCUGUUCAAAAGCUGGUUGUUCCAACAGCUGCUGCAGUGUCUGGUAACCGCUCAAUGUCAUUUAGACCAUCACUCACCCCUGGUGGACUGAACCGAGUCCUUGACAAAACCAACAGAGAAACUCCUGUUAGACAAUCCCCACCAGUUUCAGAGUCCUCUAAGGCUCCUCUUCCCAGCACAAGCAGUUUGUCGUACCCAUUGUCCAGCACCCCAACAACUAGCAACACUGGUUCAGGAGGGGGCAAAAUGAAGAGAGAAAGGGCCAUAAGACCUUCCUCCAAACGACCUGAUGAUGAGGUUGCCGAGGAGCUGGACUUGCCGCCUGCCUCUCUCCCGAGCAAUUUCACUUUGCCCAAAUUUAAUUUCUCUUCUCCUCCUCCUACCUCCUCGCUGAGCUCCAGCACAACCCCACUUACAACUGUCUCUGAAGAACGUACCGAAAAGAAGGUGCCAUCUGUACCAUCCACACCACCGUCUGUCCCCUUCACAUUUUCUUCACCUAUCGUCAAGGCAACUGCCGCCAGCCCUCCAGCUUUCUCUCCAUCGUCUGGAUUCACCUUCAGCGCACCUACUAUGAAAACAAGCUUGUCUUACUCCAACGGGAAAAUCACCACAAUAGCGGAAUCAGUAAAAUCAGCUGGCAGUGAAGAGAAUGAGUUUGAAGGACCAUUCAAACCAGCGAAAGUCUUAAAACAGGGCAGUGUACUGGAUAUACUUAAGGGACCUGGAUUUGUGUCCUCUGGUCAGAGUUUAGCUGACAGACCCUCACAGACUUCAUCAUUGACCCAGAGUACACCCUCAGCUCCUGUUUCUGGUUUUGGUGACAAGUUUAGGCCGCCUGCUGGGUCAUGGAGCUGUGGCACUUGCCUCUUGCAAAACAAGUCCUCAGACAAAAAAUGUGUGGCUUGUCUCGCACCACAACCAAACACAGACUCUGCCUCUAAAUCGGACAGUAAACCUGCACCGAGCACGGGAAGCCUCAGUUCCCUCUUUGCCCCUCCGGCCGGUAGCUGGGAAUGCGACACGUGUUUGGUCAUGAACAAACCAGAAGUUGUUAAAUGCGUAGCUUGUGACACGGCCAAACCUGGGACUGGAGUAAAAUCCAGCUUGAUUUUACCGCCUCUGGCCAAGGCCUCAUCUGACCUCUCUUCUGCUUCCUCUGCUUCUACAACCACCACCACCACUUCUUCUACAGGGAUGGGACUGUUAGGAUUUGGAGACAAAUUUAAGAAGCCAGAGGGAUCUUGGGACUGUGAUAUGUGCAUGGUUCAAAACAAUUCGCAGGAUGUAAAAUGUGUAGCAUGUCAGAGCGCUAAACCAGGAGCUGCUGUAGUCUCGUCUGCACCAGCAAGCACUCCUGCACCUUUGUUAGGAUUCGGCAAUAAGUUCAAGAAACCUGAAGGGAGCUGGGAGUGUGAGAUGUGCUGUGUUCAGAAUAAGGCAGAGGACCAGAAGUGUGUGGCCUGCCAGUCAACAAAACCAGGAGCUAAAAUAGAGUCCAAAGGUUUUAGUUCAUCUUUCGGAGUUCAGUCCAACAUAACAGACUCUAGCUCAUCCGGUUUCAAGUUUGGCACUGGCUCUGCAGACUCGACAUCUGCUGGACUGAAGUUUGGGGGAACUUUCUCAGAUUCUUCCUCCUCCACGGGUGGAAUAAAAUUUGGAUUUGGCUCAUCUAACUCCACCUCAAAUGGAGGGGGCUUCAAAUUUGGAGGCUCUUUCUCAGAAGCCGGUUCGGGUGGAAUCAAACUAGGUAGCACCUCGUUAGAAUCCACGACAAACACAAGCUCAUCAGGCGGCUUUAAGUUCGGUAGUGCUUUGACGACAACUGCAUCUACGAGUGAUGAGAAAAAGACUGAAUCUCAGGAUUCGAGUACAGGAUUUAAAUUUGGUGGUGGAAGCAUUUUAGGCUCUCAAGCUGCUAGUUCUGAAAACUCUACCUUGUCAUUUGGAGCUAAACCUACAGAGAAGGGAAGUUCCAGUUCACCGUUUACAUUCUCAGUGCCCCAGUCCAAGGCUGAGAAAGAUGAUGCUCCUGCUUCCUCACAAACCAUUUCAACUACCACAACAUCAGCAGCAAACACCAUCCCCUUGUUUGGCAAACCACUGGUAGCUGAAUCUUUACCAGCUGCCCCUAAAUUCGGGGAGAUUGCAACAAAAGAAUCAAUACAGGUGACUUCUACUUUCAGUUUUGCAAAACCAGAAGAGAAGGAUACUUCUGCGCCCUCUGGUGGAUUGGUAUUCGGUGCUACCAAGGAAGCAGAGAUUUCUGCACCUUCCAUGGGCUUCUCUUUCAGCACGCAGGAACCUCCGAAAGAUCUUCCCAAGCCUAAAUUUGCGUUUGGUAAUCCUGCAGAAACAACAGAAACCUCGAAGGCAUCAUUUGCAUUUGGUAAACCUCUAGAAACAACGGAACCCCAAAAGCCGUCAUUUGCUUUUGGUAAACCCGCUGAAACAACAGAACUAUCAAAGCCGUCAUUCGCUUUUGGAAAACCUGCCGAAACAUCAGAACCUGCAAAGCCAUCAUUUGCUUUCGGGCAGAGUAUGGCAGACACAUCUGCUCCAAAGCAAACAUUUGGCUUCAUGCCCAACUCCUCAUGCACCCCUGCUUCCUCAAACUCCAUCCCCAGCCUUUUUGGCACUCCCACUACCUCCUCCAAGGCCCCUGCUCCAACCAGUACCUUUAUAUUUGGCCAGAGUUCCUCUUCUGAUGCCACCCCAGCAAAGCCCUUUAUGUUUGGACAGCAGCAGGACAGCCAACCGCCAGCGCCUGUGGCACCGGCUGCCACACCCGCACCGGCACAACCUUUCCAGUUCGGCUCGAACUCGAACUCAUCCGCUCCUGGUUUCGCUUUUGGUGGUGCACCGUCCUCCACGCCGGCCUCUGCUGCUCCUGCCCCUGCUGCCAACCCCUCCCCGUUUGGUUUUGGCUCUGCCGCCCCUUCAUCUGGCUUUGGCUCCGGACAGACACCCGUCUUUGGACAAGGCGCUCCUGCUUUUGGGUCAGCAGCCCCUUCAUUUUCAGCCACAGCCUCCCCAGCCCCUUCCUUCGGAGCAAAGCCAAGUUCUAACCCAGGGUUUGGACAGCAAACCAACCCCACACCAACGUUUGGAUCUACUGCUGCCUCUGCAGGCCAAGGAGGUUUCCAGUUUGGAAGCUCUGGUGGAUUUGUAUCACCAGGGAGCAGCAGUGGUGUGUUUGCUUUUGGGGCAGGGUCAGCAGCUCCAUUGACUCCUGCAGCCAGUCCAGCCAUGCCUACUGUAAAUCCUCCAUCCGGUGGAGGCUUCAGCUUUGUGCAGACCCCUCCUACAUUUAACAUUGGAUUAACUGGGCAGAAUACUGCACAGAAUUCAAUUGCUGGACGCAAAAUCAAAACAGCUGUUCGACGCAGGAAGUAGACAUCGGAAUGGGUUUCUGUUGCUUGCGUUAGGACUGCCUGCUAUUGGGACAAACACUGAAGUACUUAGUAUUUUGAGCAUGGCCCUGUGAUUAAGCUCAUAGUGCCAGACAUUUUGUUUUGCUUUGGAGGUCAUUGAUUUACUGAAUGGUGAACACUGGUCUAAUCAAAGAACCUAACAGAGACUUCAAGCAAAAUAACACGUUACAAUCAAGCAAGAAUUUUAAAAACAGAACAGUAAAUCAUAUGCAUCAUCUGCAUUGUGUGCAGGAUUUGAGUUUUUCUUUUGUGAGUAAAACGGAAACAAGAAUUUAAAUGGUUGCUCUGACGAUAAAGUGUCGACGGAUGGCUAGCGCUUGGGUUGACUUAAUACAGCAGAGACUGAUCUAGUUGCUGAAUUUACAGAGGAGUGUGUUGUAUCUGUGUACUGAAUGAGCUGUGUGUUUUUUCUGUGAGCAGAUUGUGCGUAUGUGUGGUUUCUUUGUAUGUGCUGAAAUGUGUUUGAUGUAAAAACAGUAACCUGUGCGCCUGAAUGCUGUCUGAUGUAGGAAGCAAAAUGAAUGUGUUUUAAGGAGGCGGGGUUACGGCAAGGGCCACACCCCUCCGCUGCAGAGAUUUGCAGGCAAGGAAGAAAAAGAAAGAGUUCUGAAUUUUUCUUCUCCUUAGAUCCUCUCUAGUUCCAGAAUUGUUCACGUUUAUCUUGUACGCUUUAUUUCUUAUAUACUUCCUUUCUUUUUUUUGUCCGCCAUCUCCGUUUGUUACCAACCUCUAUUCCUCUCCUCUAUCUAGCUCUAUCAAUUCUUUUUCUGUCCUUUCAUCUUUCAAUUUGCGCUUCUGAAUUAAUUAAUUGGCCUUUGACUAUAAAAAAUUGUAAAUAGUGACUUUUUUUAAUCUGUGAAGUUUUGUGUUAAACCAGCUUUUUUGUUCAGUGUUCUGUCUUUUAGAAAUUAUUAUGUAAAGCCCUUAAUUCAAAGUUGCCCAAAUCCAUUUUAAAUUAAACUUAAAUGCAAUUGGGGUCCUUUAAAGACUAAAGGAUUAUUGGCUUUUCUGAUCCACUUUUGUUUGGACCAAAACCAGUAUUGUAAAAAGUGUUAAGUAUAUAUUUUUCUAUAACUUGUUUAAAUGGACUAGGGUGACUUUGGAUAGUAAGGACAUCUACUUAAUUUUAAAGCCAUAAUAAUUAUUACUGGCUGAGUGAUAAAUAAAACUAUGGAUUAUUGCCAUCAAUAAAA
Messenger RNA from Triplophysa dalaica, 5738 nucleotides. RefSeq names its product nucleoporin 153 (gene nup153). The transcript is spliced from 22 exons. Gene Ontology annotation, molecular function: structural constituent of nuclear pore. Gene Ontology annotation, biological process: protein import into nucleus; RNA export from nucleus. The record is from RefSeq and is a predicted model, not a curated record. Bases 32 to 4507 code for a protein of 1491 amino acids. Gene Ontology annotation, cellular component: nuclear pore. Lineage: Eukaryota; Metazoa; Chordata; Actinopteri; Cypriniformes; Nemacheilidae.